Messenger RNA from Leptomonas pyrrhocoris, 1348 nucleotides. Its product is annotated as putative RNA polymerase-associated protein CDC73. Gene Ontology annotation, molecular function: RNA polymerase II complex binding. Gene Ontology annotation, biological process: positive regulation of transcription elongation by RNA polymerase II; transcription elongation by RNA polymerase II. Gene Ontology annotation, cellular component: Cdc73/Paf1 complex. Bases 272 to 1348 code for a protein of 358 amino acids. The record is from RefSeq and is a predicted model, not a curated record. Lineage: Eukaryota; Euglenozoa; Kinetoplastea; Trypanosomatida; Trypanosomatidae. The transcript has a single exon.
AGUCGUUAAUUCUCAUUAAGGGUUUUCCGAGGCACGGUGGAGUCCUACCAUCCCCGCAAGAGCUGCCGGAGAAAACACAAAAAAAAGAAAAGAAGGUGCGUCGCCUCACAGGAACAGGUCUUUUUGUGCUCGCGCAACUUCAUUCGUGUAAUUUUAAGCGUUCAUAAGGACGACAUAGGAUUACUUAACGCGGCGCUGCGGGAUAACGCACCAUAAUACCUACUUCGGUGCAUAGAAUUUCCUUUUUGUAUUAUUGCUGCUGCUGCGUGCCAUGGCAACGUCGUCGUCGUCUGCGAAUAGCGCCGCGGUGCGCUCCGCGUGGGCGGAUGCAAUUGACGCAACAGCGGCCCUGAGCAGCACCGAAGCUCUCCACCCUGCCUCGGAGUACACCCCGAGCUCCUACCUGCCGCCGCUGCCUUCCGGCUGGGACGACGCUGACUUCUUUGCGCAACUGCGCGAGCUCGACAAGGCCUCGGCCGAAGCCGCGCCGUCCUUAUUUCAACCGCAGAUGACACUGGAGGAGGCGUGCCACGCAAAGCCGAGUUUCUUCGAGACAUUUCGCGGUGAGCGAGAGGUGGCCGAGACAAUUUUUCAGCCGCCGCUGCCACUGAACCGACGCGAUGGAGAAGGCGGCGAGAGUGCGGGCAACCGCCAUAGCGCACGCCGGCGUCGUCAGGAGGCGGCGCAGCCGCAAGGGACUGCGCCGCUCUACGGCGGGUUCUUGGGCCAGCAGGCGAUGUCGCCCAGCACGGCCGUGCAGCGCAAGCCGGACUUUAUGCCCGUUCUGCUUGUCCCGUCCGCCCCCACUGCGCCGCUGCAGCUGAUCAACAUCAAGCAGUUCCUAGAGCGAGGCGCCUACGUAGACCCGGCCUCACUGUACAUUGACCAAGAAACCGGUGUGGCGAACAUCCGCGACUCGAAGCCGCACUCGGUGGUGGUGCGGCCCGGUAGCUUCCACGACCCCCACAAGUACCACGUCGCGUUUCGUCAGUUUCGCGUCGUGGACGACCCAGACGAGGUCGACGACUGGUCGCACGUCUGCGGGUGCAUUGUGGAGGGCAAGUUGUGGCAGCUGCGGGGUUGGUAUCCGGCGGAGCCGCCGCAAGCGCGCAGCCCUAGCCGUCUCUUUACGCGCAUUCGAGCCUUUCUAGCGUACUUUGAGGAGGACAAGGUGCCACCGCAGUGCCGCGAGUGGAAUGUGUAUAGUCUGCCGCUGACGCGUAACUUGCUGAAAGACCAGGUGCACAUCGCCCUCGCUUCUCACUUUUGGGAGAACUUGUACACGUACCUGGACGAGCAUCCGAUGUUCCGCCAUUACACGAUUCCGCUGACAGACGAGCGUCUGUGA